AUGGAUUUUGGUGAAGGCCUGCAAGCUGUCAUUGCAGAUCUGAGAUCUCCUCCGACAGCAAGCGAAGAGAUGGCAAGAGCAAUGCAAAAGUCAUCGGGGAAGGCUCUGUUCAACCUGAGUUGCAGCCACCUAAAUCUUGCUGAAAAGGAAUAUUUUGGAUUAGAAUUCUGUAGCCAUUCUGGAAAUAAUGUCUGGUUGGAACUUCUGAAGUCUAUUACAAAGCAAGUUAAAAAUCCUAAGGAGGUUGUUUUCAAAUUUAUGGUGAAAUUUUUCCCAGUGGACCCUGGGCAUCUGCGGGAAGAACUUACAAGGUAUCUUUUUACUCUUCAAAUAAAGAAAGAUCUGGCUCAAGGAAGACUUCCAUGCAGUGAGAACUGCACAGCAUUGAUUGUCUCUCACAUCUUACAAUCAGAACUGGGAGAUUUUCAUGAAGAAACAGUUAGAAAACAUCUGGCACAGACCAGGUACUUGCCAAACCAAGAAUCUUUAGAGAACAAGAUCACGCACUUUCAUCAGAAGCACAUUGGCCGAAGCCCCGCUGAAUCUGACAUACUUCUACUGGACAUAGCAAGAAAGUUGGAUAUGUAUGGCAUCCGGCCACACCCUGCCAGUGAUGGGGAAGGGAUGCAGAUUCACUUGGCUGUCGCCCAUAUGGGAGUACUAGUGUUACGGGGAAAUACAAAGAUUAAUACAUUCAACUGGGCUAAAAUUCGAAAGUUGAGUUUUAAGAGAAAGCAUUUUCUUAUCAAACUUCAUGCCAACAUCUUGGUAUUGUGUAAAGAUACUUUGGAGUUCACGAUGGCCAGUCGAGAUGCUUGCAAGGCUUUCUGGAAGACUUGCGUGGAGUAUCAUGCUUUCUUCAGACUUUCUGAAGAACCCAAAUCAAAGCCCAAAACCCUACUCUGCAGCAAAGGUUCCAGUUUCCGCUAUAGUGGGAGAACCCAAUGGCAACUUUUGGAAUAUGGGAAAAAGGGGAGGUUGAAGAGCUUGCCCUUUGAAAGGAAACAUUACCCUUCUCAGUACCAUGAACGACAGUGCAGGUCAUCACCAGACAUUCUCUCUGAUGUGUCAAAACAAGUAGAAGAUUUGAGACUAACAUAUGGUGGCGGGUACUACCGCAUGGUCAAUGGAGUGCAUGCGUCUGAGCCAGUGCUAGACAGCAGGAGGAGGAACUCUGCAGUGGAAGUGACAUUUGCAGCAGAGCUGGAACGAUCCAAACCAGAGGCAGAUCCCCUAUCAUUCCAUCAGUCCCAGAGCAGUUCCUCUUUCUCUUUUCUUUAUACAGAUCCUGUUUUUAACAUUGACCCUGACCCUGAUGUGGAUCCCAGAGACUACUUUGAGGAAAGGAGUCCACUAAGCUCCUUUCAAACAAGCUAUAAGUUUAUGGAUAGUCACAUGAGCACAUCUUCUGGCCUCCCAAAGAAAGUGAGCCCUGCAAGGCAACUAACAUACACGGAUGUGCCCUAUAUUCCUUGUACCAGUCAGCAGGUGGACAUUAUGCCUCCUCAAGUGUUUUUUUAUGUGGAUAGGCCCCCACAGGUCCCCAGACGUUCUCCAAUCAUGGCAGAGGAAAGGGAAAGGUCAGGCAGAUGUCUAGAGCUUGUUGCCACGAAACCAGCCAAAAGAAGCCCAAGGAAUAGCAGAAUGCAGCGAUUUCAGCCAGACUUUCAAGACCUCCAAGGAGCUACAGCUAGAACGAGUGGUAGGAGUAUCAAUGUAGAUCAAAAAGAAGACACUAAUUUAGAAGAUGUCUUUGCAUACAGCAUUCAGGAGCAAACCCCUAAACGGUCUCAGAGUCAAUCAGACAUGAAAAUGAUUCGAUUUCCUUUCGGGUCUGAAUUUAGACCUUUGGGGCCUUGUCCUGCUUUAAGUCGGAAAGCUGACCUGUUUACAUAUAUGUUUAAUGAGCAGGAGUUUCCACCAGUUGUUAUGGAUCAGGGCCUAGCAGAGAGGUAUGUAGAUAGUGAAUCCAGUGAUUCUGAGUCAGAGAUUCUUAAAACAGACUACUACUCUUUGUAUAGCAAAGGAACAAGGUCACCCAGGACCCGAAUUCGCUUGUCCUCUGGUAGUCUACAGCUAGAAGAGGAAGAUGAAGAUGUUUCUUUUAAUACACCAGCUGAAGACAGGACUUUGUUAAAACCAUGUAAUUACUUUUUAGCUUAA
Messenger RNA from Suncus etruscus (white-toothed pygmy shrew), 2163 nucleotides. RefSeq names its product FERM domain containing 7 (gene FRMD7). Bases 1 to 2163 code for a protein of 720 amino acids. The record is from RefSeq and is a predicted model, not a curated record. NCBI's taxonomy places the organism in Eukaryota, Metazoa, Chordata, Mammalia, Eulipotyphla, Soricidae. Gene Ontology annotation, molecular function: guanyl-nucleotide exchange factor activity. Gene Ontology annotation, cellular component: cytoskeleton. The transcript has 12 exons.